AUGCCGGUGAGAGUGGUAGAGACCUCCUCCUCCUCCUCCUCCUCUGCUCCUGCUCAACUUUCAGGUGAAAAUUCAUCAGGACACACUUCACCUCCAGUUUGUACUCUUUUGACUGUUGGACAGGCCUUUUCGGGUACCCAGAAUGUUUCUAGUCUACAGAAGGAUGAAGCUUGGAGAGUUAAUGUUCGCAUUCAAGGAUGUGACCUUGAUCAUGGUUACUUAUGUGGUACUAUGGAAGCCCUUAAUGUCCCUAUGGCUGAUACUCCCGUAGUGACAUUUUGGGAAGGAGAAAUCGUUGAUGGCAAGAAUUACACUUUCUUCACUGGCAAAUGGGAAGCCUCGCCAGAAGAUGAUAUAAGGCACUGGACUAAGUUUCCAUCUUUCCAACCAUUUCUGGAACAAGUGAAGGUUGAUGGUGGCAAGGCUUUGGACUUGAUUAGCUAUCCGUACAUAUUUAUGAGAUGGAAAGAGCAAUACUUUGUCAAUGUUGGAACAGACUGUGGGUUGACCAUAGCUGGUUUUUACUAUGUUUGCUUCUCUUGUACUGAUGGUUCCAUCAAUGGCUUCUACUAUGAUCCUAAUAGCAGCCCGUUUCAGAAGCUUGAACUGAAAUCGACAAACGAGGGAAGAUCAGGUUUCAGUUUUUCAUCUUAUGAGUUGCAGUAA
Messenger RNA from Dovyalis caffra, 666 nucleotides. The record is from the annotation of a GenBank genome assembly. Lineage: Eukaryota; Viridiplantae; Streptophyta; Magnoliopsida; Malpighiales; Salicaceae.